AUGCUGGUCUUACCACGCCCGGAAAAGCGUGUCACUGGGAUGCUAACCAGAGAACUGCGGGCGUCUCUUCCUUGGAACCUCGGCGCAAGUGGCAAGUCGGGCGAAGAUGUUGCAGAACCGCCUGAUCCUCAGUUAAACGAAAUCGAGGGUAUGCUUGCGAGGCUCAGGCAGCACAAGACCGCCGUAACCCGUAAAGCCGGAUUCUCAGUUCACGCACCCGAAGCGCUCCGCGGCCACGAGAGCGAGAACCCGGAAGGAGUUAAUGAAAAGGAAGAAAAAGCCAAAAUAGGCUUCCGCGUUCACAGCAGACGGAACGCUUCAUCCGCGCAAUUCCGCCAUGCGUCGUCGACUUCUUUGGGGAGCAAGCAGUUCAUCUGCAUGGGCGAGAGGGCCGUCCUCUGCCCGAUUCCACCUCUCCCGCCGCCUAAGGCAGAGGGCGAGGUCCACAAUCGAAGCGGGAGAAGCUCCCAGCGAAAAUCUCCUGGUGGAGAACAGCCCGCCGACUCGAAGCCUAAACCAGCACCAGGACCCAUCCCGAUGAAGAACUGUGGUCGCGGGUGGUACGGGGUACAGUACGGACACGGCGGUAAAUAUGGACACUAA
Molecule: messenger RNA, 603 nt
Organism: Aspergillus heteromorphus CBS 117.55
Lineage: Eukaryota; Fungi; Ascomycota; Eurotiomycetes; Eurotiales; Aspergillaceae
Exons: 5
Coding region: 1-603 (200 amino acids)
Source: RefSeq, a predicted model, not a curated record